Messenger RNA from Salvelinus fontinalis (brook trout), 3447 nucleotides. RefSeq names its product peroxisomal membrane protein 4 (gene pxmp4). Gene Ontology annotation, cellular component: peroxisomal membrane. NCBI's taxonomy places the organism in Eukaryota, Metazoa, Chordata, Actinopteri, Salmoniformes, Salmonidae. The record is from RefSeq and is a predicted model, not a curated record. Bases 50 to 694 code for a protein of 214 amino acids. The transcript is spliced from 4 exons.
CGGCACUAAAACGCUUGGAUUUGUGUCACAUUCAGUCAAGACACCCAAAAUGGCAGGUCCAGAUUUAGUCAAAACUGUGGUGUACAUGAUUAAUAAUUUAUUACAGCAAGAAAAGUAUAAAGCUGCACUUGCAGUUGUUAAAGGAUUCCGAAAUGGUGCUGUUUAUGGGGCAAAAAUCCGGGCACCCCAUGCUCUUGUCAUGACGUUUCUUUUCAGAAGUGGAAGCCUGAAAGAUAAGCUGCGAGCCAUUGUGAAGGCCACGUACCAACACUCGCGCAACCUCGCCUACUUUGUGUUCACGUACAAAGGACUGCAGGCCUUACAGGAGAGGAUCCAGGGGAAGAGUCUACAGUCUCAGUCCUUCUUUGCCGCCUGCCUUGGUGGCUGGUUGGUGUUUGGGGAAAACAACAACAUCAAUAGCCAGAUCAACAUGUACCUGCUGUCUAGGAUCCUGUUUGCCUUGUCUCGCCUGGCCGUGGAGAAAGGCAUUGUACCACAGCCCAAGCGGGACCCCUUCCCCCUGUUUGCUACCCUGGUGUGGGGCAUCGUGCUGUGGCUGUUCGAGUACCACCCCCACACCCUGCAGCCUUCACUGCAGUCCUCCAUGAACUACCUCUACCACGACAGCAACGUGUGGCACGAUAUCUCAGACUUCCUUGUCUACAACAAGCCAAGGACUGUCGCUCCCAAGUGAGCUAAAGCUAAAAUAAGCAUCUCAAUAGACUAAAGUGUCUUCCUCGUCUCCUUUCCUUCAUCUGGUCUGAAAGACCUGGACAGGGUGGAAAGCAAAUUCCCAUUAUGACUUUAGACUGUUGGGAUGCAGGCCUGGGCCCGUAUUUGAAGUGUCUCAGAGUAGGAGGGCUGAUCUAGGAUCAGUUUUGCCUUUUAGAAAAGAAUGAAUGAGAUGAUACAUACAUACAGUACCAGUCAAAAGUUUGGACACACCUACUCAUUCAAUGGUCUUUAUUUUUACUAUUUUCUACAUUGUAAAAUAAUAGUGAAGACAUCAAAACGAUGAAAUAACAUAUGGAAUCAUGUAGUAACCAAAACAGAUAUUUUGGUUUGCCUUGAUGACAGCUCUGUACACUCUUGGCAUUCUCUCAACAGCUUCACCUGGAAUGCUUUUCCAACAGUCUUUGAAGGAGUUCCCACAUAUACUGAGCACUUGUUGGCUGCUUUUCCUUCACUCUGCGGUCCAACUCAUCCCAAACCAUCUCAAUUGGGUUGAGGUCGGGUGAUUGUGGAGGCCAGGUUAUCUGAUGCAGCACUCCAUCACUCUCCUUCUUGGUCAAAUAGCCCUGUCACAGCCUGGAGGUGUGUUGGGUCAUUGUGCUGUAAGCGAAAACCAGAUGGGAUGGCAGAAUGCUGCAGUAGCCAUGCUGGUUAAGUGUGCCUUAAAUUCUAAAUAAUUCACAGACCGUGUCACCAGCAAAGCACCAUCACAUCUCCUCCUCCAUGCUUCACGGUGGGAACCACACAUGCGGAGAUCAUCAGCUCACCUACUCUGUGUCUCACAAAUACACUGCGGUUGGAACCAAAAAUCUCAAAUUUGGACUCAGACCAAAGGACAGAUUUCCACUAGUCUAAUGUCCAUUGCUCGUGUUUCUUGGCCCAAGCACGUCUAUUCUUCUUAUUGGUGUCCUUUAGUAGUGGAUUCUUUGCAGCAAUUCAACCAUGAAGGCCUGAUUCACGCAGUCUCCUCUGAACAGUUGAUGUUGAUGUGUCUGUUACUUGAACUCUGUGAAGCAUUGGCUGCAAUUGGCUGCAGUUUCUGAGGUGCAGUUAACUCUAAUGAACUUAUCCUCUGCAGCAGAGGUAACUCUGGGUCUUCCUUUCCUGUGGUGGUCCUCAUAAGAGCCAGUUUCAUCAUAGCGCAUGAUGGUUUUUGCGAUCACUUAAAGAAACGUUCAAUGUUCUUGACAUUUUCCGGAUUGGCGGACCUUCGUGUCUUAAAGUAGUAAUGGACUGUCGUUUCUCUUUGCUUAUUUGAGCUGUUCUUGCCAUAAUAUGUACUUGUUCUUUUACCAAAUAGGGCUAUUUUCUGUUUACCACCCCUACCUUGUCACAACACAACUGAUUGGCUCAAAUGCAUUAAGAAGGAAAGAAAUUCCACAAAUUCACAAGGCACACCUGUUAAUUGAAAUUUAUUCCAGGUGACUACUUCAUGAAACUGAUUGAGAGAAUGCCAAGUGUGUGCCAAGCUGUCAUUAAGGCAAAGGGUGGCUACUUUGAAGAAUUUAAAAUAUAAAAUAUCUAGAUUUUGGUUACUACAUGAUUCCAUAUGUGUUCUUUCAUAGUUUUGAUGUCUUCACUAUUAUUCUACAAUGUAGAAAAUAGUAAAUAUAUAGAAAAACCCUUGAAUGAUUAGGUGUGUCCAAACUUUUGACUGGUACUGUAUAUCGCCAAGAUCAGCACUAUUUGUAAAUACGGGUCCUGGUUCUCUGCCAUGUUAAAUCAAGAGCUAGUGAUUAUAAACCUUUAAAGAAAUGAAAUAUUUUUUAAUAAAUGUUGGCUUUCAGUAAGAACUAUGUGCUCCUAGAUCUAGUGUAAGUGAAAUAAAUAAUAUCUGAAAAGGUGUGAAGCGCAUUUGCUCUCCCUGUCAAUCUAGAAUUGUAUCAGUUUUUAUAUGCUACUGUAGUUUAAAACAGGGUUUCACAAGCUCGGUCCUGGGGGCAUGUUUUGGUUUUUGCCCGGGCACUACACAGCUGAUUCAAGUAAUCAAAGCGUGACUAUGAGUUGGUUAUUUGAAUCAGCUGUGUAAACCAAAAUGUGGCCCCCAGGAACAGGUUUGGGAACCCCUGCUUAAGACUAUGCACUACCUACAGUCUUUUUUCCCAAUGCACUCACCGCACUUGAUUCAUAGAAUAACAUAUUUUCCAGUAAUUACUAGAUUCUUUGUAAUGUUUAUUUUUUUUCUUUCAUAAGAUGAUAGCGUGAUACAAAAUGUACUUAAAAGUGAAUUGCCUUUCUUAGCCAUACUUUCAUUUAACAAUGCUUUUUCAUUUAUUGAGGACACAUUCACUGUGCUAUUCAUGGUAAAGUAUGUGUCCUUUUCAGAUCACACUUUACAAUGUUUUUUUUGUUUGUUGUAAUUGGUGUAAAAACAAGAAUAGUCUGACCUAUUCUUACUUUCUCAAUCUUUUUUUAUGUCUAGCAUUGAGCCUUUGGGCUGUUUGUUACUCAAUUCAUGUUCCACCUGUGGAGUGUGAGUGAACAUGAUACAAGCCCAAUUCUGUUUCUCCCUCCCUCAUGGAGUAUGCAUGCAUUCAGUCCCCCUCAAGGAUUUCAAACCAAACCAUUGGAUUGAGGGAGCCUCAAUCAUAUUCCUUUCACCAACCCAUUCCUCACUAAAUUCUUCUGCUUAGAAUUGGAAUUGGCCUACAGAUUACAUUGUUAUCUAAUUAUACAGGCACUUCAAAUGCAACACAAUAAAUGCUGCUUUUAUGA